Messenger RNA from Penicillium argentinense, 11619 nucleotides. Its product is annotated as histone acetyltransferase TRA1. The record is from RefSeq and is a predicted model, not a curated record. Gene Ontology annotation, biological process: DNA repair; regulation of DNA-templated transcription. Bases 1 to 11619 code for a protein of 3872 amino acids. The transcript has 4 exons. Gene Ontology annotation, molecular function: protein binding; transcription coregulator activity. Lineage: Eukaryota; Fungi; Ascomycota; Eurotiomycetes; Eurotiales; Aspergillaceae. Gene Ontology annotation, cellular component: SAGA complex; nucleus; NuA4 histone acetyltransferase complex.
AUGGAGCGGAAUAUCGAUAUCUACGCCAGCAAGUUGGGGGAUGAGAAGCUGGACGUGAAAGUACGAGCAAAUGUCGCAACUGAAUUGCGAGACAGUAUCGAGCCACUAUGCGCGGGCGCAAACUACCCCGUGUUCCUGGCCAAGCUUUGGCCGGUCUUCAAGUCCAUCCUGAAGGGGGACCCUGUCUUCUUCAGCAUGUCUCACGAACAGAAACUCCGGAACUGUAUCCUCGAGACUAUCCACAGGUUACCGAUGGCCCCUCCCGACGUCGAACCUUAUGCUGCGGACAUGGUUGAUCUGUUGAUGGACCUCGCGCGCAUCGAGAAUGAAGACAAUGCUGUCCUGUGCAUGAAAACCAUCAUGGACCUUGAAAGAAAUCAAGCAAAGGCAACCGCGGCCCGGGUACAGCCUUUCUUGGAGCUCAUCCAGGAGAUGUUCCAAACAAUGGAGCAGGUCGUUCGAGACACCUUCGAUACCCCCAACCAAGCGACCCCCUCCGGAAUGCCGUCGACCCCAAAUGCCAGCGCACAGAACUUCCAAUCUCCCCGACCGAGCUCACCUGCCACUUCUGUCUCUGACCUGGGACCUGAACAACAAUCCAGCAAUGCUCUUUUGAAGGGCAUGCAGUCGUUCAAGGUCCUCGCCGAAUGCCCCAUUAUCGUCGUCUCGAUCUUUCAGACCCAUCGCUCGUCGGUUCCACAGAAUGUCAAGCUUUUCGUACCUCUCAUCAAGACGAUUCUGCUUUUGCAGGCCAAGCCACAAGAGAAAGCUCAUGCAGAUGCUGCUGCUCAGGGUACAAUAUUUACCGGAGUUUGCAAGGAGAUCAAGAACAGAGCUGCGUUCGGGGAGUUCAUCACUGCCCAAGUGAAAACUAUGAGUUUCUUGGCAUACCUCCUUCGUCUCUAUGCCCAUCAACUACAGGACUUUCUCCCCACUCUCCCCUCUGUUGUUGUUCGACUUCUGCAAGACUGCCCGCGCGAGAAGUCUGGUGCCCGGAAGGAAUUGCUUGUUGCGAUUAGGCACAUCAUCAACUUCAACUAUCGCAAAAUCUUCCUCGAAAAAAUCGAUGAGCUUCUGGAUGAGCGGACAUUGAUUGGUGACGGUCUCACAGUUUAUGAGACUAUGAGACCAUUGGCAUACAGUAUGCUGGCAGAUCUCAUCCACCAUGUCCGUGAUCACUUGAGCCGAGAUCAGAUCCGCCGGACAGUGGAAGUCUAUACCAAGAAUCUCCAUGAUGAUUUUCCCGGUACCAGUUUCCAGACGAUGAGCGCCAAGUUGCUCUUGAAUAUGGCAGAGAAGAUCUCUAAGCUUGAAGAUAAGCGCGAGGCUCGGUACUUCCUCAUUAUGAUCUUGGAUGCCAUUGGCGAUAAGUUCGCGUCUAUGAACCACCAGUUCAAGAAUGCGGUUAAGGUGUCCAAGUUCUUCAAGGAGUCUCGAAAGGAAACCGAGCCGUCAAGCGAGUCUUAUCUUGCUGAAACGGACCAACCACCUGACUGGGAUGAAAUUGACAUUUUUUCCGCUUCCCCAAUCAAGACCUCUAGCCCCCGUGACCGUGGCAGUGAUCCUGUCUCGGACAACAUCUUCCUUUUUAGAAAUCUCAUCAACGGGCUGAAGAACAUCUUCCACCAGCUGAAGAAUUGCAACCCGGACGAUAUCCAAAUCGACCCGAACAGCGUUCCCAUAAACUGGUCAGAGGUUUCCUAUGGAUACAAUGCGGAAGAGGUUGGUGUCAUCAAGAAGCUCUUCCACGAAGGUGCUCGAGUCUUCCGCUACUAUGGCGUUGACCAAUCUCCUCCGGAAGUUAAUUACUCCUCUCCCUUCGACUUCCUUGCGAGCCAAUACACAGCACCAAUGUCUCGGGAAGAGAAAGAGCUCCUGGAGAGCUUUGGUACCGUUUUCCAUUGCAUCGACACCGCGACAUUCCAUGAGGUCUUCCAUUCCGAAAUUCCCUACCUUCACGAACUCAUGUUUGAACAUGGGGCCCUCCUCCACCUGCCACAAUUCUUCCUGGCAAGCGAGGCGACAUCACCCGCUUUCUCCGGAAUGGUGCUCCAGUACCUCAUGGAGCGUAUCCACGAAGUCGGCACCUCAGACAUGACCAAGGCGAAGAUUCUCCUGAGAAUGUUCAAGCUUUCUUUCAUGGCAGUCACACUCUUCUCUGUACAGAACGAGCAAGUGCUCCACCCACAUGUGACAAAGAUUGUCACAAAGUGUAUUGAAUUGUCUGUGACCGCCGAAGAGCCCAUGAACUAUUUCCUCCUGCUGAGGUCCCUCUUCCGCAGCAUUGGUGGCGGUCGAUUCGAGCUUCUUUACAAGGAAAUUCUUCCUCUCCUCGAAAUGCUUCUUGAGACUUUCAAUAACUUGCUUCUCGCCGCGCGGAAGCCUCAAGAGCGAGAUCUCUAUGUUGAGCUCACGUUGACGGUUCCGGCUCGACUGAGCCAUCUUUUGCCUCAUUUGAGCUACCUCAUGCGUCCUAUAGUCGUGGCUUUGCGUGCUGAUUCUGAUCUCGUUGGCCAAGGUCUGCGCACUCUCGAACUCUGUGUGGACAACCUCACAGCCGACUACCUGGACCCCAUCAUGGCGCCGAUUAUGGAUGAGCUUAUGACCGCUCUUUGGGAUCACCUGCGUCCUCAUCCUUAUAACCACUUCCACGCCCACACUACAAUGCGCAUUCUUGGAAAGCUUGGUGGACGUAACCGGAAAUUCCUGAAUCACCCGCCUGAGUUGAACUUCCAGCAAUACUCUGAUGACACCCCUAGCUUUGAUAUCCGACUAAUUGGUCCUGGCGAGAAGCGACCUUUCCCUAUUGACACCGGCAUUGAUUUGGCCAUCGGUAAAUUGAUGGAAGCCCCCAAAUCGACUUCUGCAAAGGGUUCAGAUGUGUACUACAAGCAGCAGGCAUACCGUAUGCUCAGCUCGCACCUCAAGCUCCAAAUCGGCUUUGAGAACCUUCCCGAUGACUUGGCGUCUCUCAUCAGAAUUCACGCCAAUGAUCUCAUUGAGAACAAGUUCGCGGCUAUGCCCGACAUCCUUGAGAGAUCCGAGAGAACCGCCUCCAUCCCGAAGAAGGUGGCACAGGAAGCUACAGUGAAGAAGCUCAUCAAGGCGUGUAUCUUUGCUACAACGAUCCCUGAGCUUGAGACUACUGCCAAGAGCUUUGUCACUGAUGUCUGCAAACACUUUGCUAUCCUGGAGGUUGGACGUGCUCUUGCUACCGCGCGUCAUAAUCGGAAGGCGUUUGAUGUGGCUAAUGGAGAGGGUCCCGUUUACCUUGACUCGCGGGUCCUUGCCGAAGCUAUAGUUGAAACACUCUCCUCAGACAACGCCCAUGUUCGUGACGCAGCUGAGCAGGCUUUAUUGGUUGUCAAGGAGUCGGCGGGCAUUAUGUUUGGUGCUCCCGAGAAAGCAGCUAAGCUUCCAUUCUUCCAGCAGCUAGGCCGUAUCUUGUGCCAUAGCUGCUACAGCGAGGAGUGGUUCACAAAAGCAGGCGGAAGCUUGGGUAUCCAACUUUUGGCCACCAAGCUCGAACUUGGUGAUUCCUGGCUCUAUGAGCGACACCUCGACUUUUCUCGGGCCCUGAUCUAUGUCAUCAAGGACACCCCUCCUGAUCUUCCUGCCUCCACGCGGAUCCAGUCCCAGGACACUCUGACCUUGAUCCUUCAGCGGUGCGGCAAGCUGGUGCCCAAGGAUGACAUCAAGAAUGAGAAGAGUCGCCUAUAUGCCUUGUGCGGUUUCUUCGUCUUCGAGCUUGGCCAUAUGAACAAACAUGUUCGCGAGACUUGUCGUCGUUGCUUUGCAACUCUCAAGGAGGAAUUGGGCUGCGAGGUGUACGAACUCAUUUUCCCUGUUCGGGACCGUCUCCUCCAGUCAAUCUUCAACAAGCCACUCCGUGCCUUGCCUUUCGCCACCCAGAUUGGCUUCAUCGAUGCUAUCACCUAUUGCUUGAGCUUGCACAAUGAGAUCGUGACAUUCAAUGAGCCCCUCAACCGAUUAAUGCUGGAGUCGCUCGCUCUUGCCGAUGCCGAUGAUGAAUCACUAGCGUCGAAGCCCAACGAGUUCAAGAAUGCCGAAAUGAUCGUCAAUCUUCGUGUUGCCUGCUUGCGUCUGCUGUCGAUGGCAAUGAAUUUUCAGGAAUUUGCCAACACCCCGAACAACACCAGUCGCGCUCGCAUCAUUUCAGUCUUCUUUAAGUCGCUUUACUCUCGUUCACCCGAAGUAAUCGAAGCCGCGAACGCUGGUCUCAAGGAUGUUCUGACCCAGACCAACAAGCUCCCCAAGGACUUGCUCCAAAACGGUCUACGUCCUAUCCUUAUGAACCUCCAGGAUCCCAAGCGCUUGAGCGUCGCUGGUCUGGAUGGACUGGCUAGGCUCUUGACAUUGUUGACCAAUUACUUCAAAGUGGAGAUAGGUGCUCGUCUGUUGGACCACAUGAAGGUCAUCGCCGACGAUAGUGUACUCCAAAAAGUUUCUUUCAGCUUGGUUGAACAGAACCCUGCUAUGAAGAUUGUGGCUGCAAUCUUUAAUAUUUUCCACUUACUUCCUCCCGCCGCCACAUCCUUUAUGGAGCACCUCGUCAACAAGGUUCUUGACCUUGAGCAAAAGCUUCGACGAACUUCGCACAGCCCUUUCCGGAAGCCUCUUGUGAAGUAUCUUAACCGCUAUCCGAAGGAGAGUCUUGCAUUUUUCCUUGCACGCUUCAAAGACGAGCGAUUUGGUCGUUUCUUCGGGCAGAUCCUGGCCGACCCCGAGAGUGAAACCCUGCGGAAUGCUGUAGUAGCCGAUACUGAGGGAUUCAUCUCGAACGCUUUCACACCUGAGAACACUGAUGGCACAAACACCGCCGCCAUCAAUGGUAUCUACGUUGCGUAUUCCAUCUGCUCGUACUCUUCUACCAAGCGCUGGCUCGUUUCUCACGCGGACUUGAGGACCAAACUUUUGACAUCCGGGAGAGAGCUCGAGCGCAAACUCCGGGGCGACAGCCUACCUCCCGAUGAGCGUCUUAGAGUGGAGCAGGCUGAAGAUCAGCUGAUGGACGUUUUCACCGUCUACCUUGCGGAAGCCCCUCACGACUUGGAUUUCCUCUUCGAGGUUAUUGAUGGUCUUUCCGCAGAUGAAUUGAAGCGCACUCUGGCCCUCCCCAAGUUCAUCUAUCAGCACAUCAUUACCAACGAGUCGAUAGAUUACCGACGCUCCGUCAUCAUGCGCUGCCUUGAUCUUUACAGCCAACGGGCUUGCUCUCAGAAGACAAAGACUUAUGCCUUCCGCCAUCUGGUCAACCCGAUCUUUGCGAUGGAUGUCCAGGUCUCGUGGAAUGGCCCAUCCACCGGCCCUAAAUUGAUGGACAAGAGCAUGACCGAAUCUAUCCAAAGUCGUCUGUGGAAACCCCAGCUGGCCGACCUGAGCGAGGAAUCGAGCCAAGCAGGUGUCGACCACUCGCGCAUGGAAUUGCUUCAACUGUCUGCCCUAUUGAUCAAAUACCAUUCGCAGACCGUGCAAGAUUCUCGCAAGGACAUUAUCAAGUUCGCCUGGAAUUACAUCCGUCUCGAAGAUAUUAUCAACAAGUACGGUGCGUACGUGUUGAUCAGUUACUUUAUCGCCCACUACGAGACGCCCUUCAAGAUUGUGAUUCAAGUGUACGUCGCAUUGCUGCGAGCCCACCAGAAUGAAGGCCGAGCUCUCGUCACUCAAGCCCUCGAUGUUCUUGCUCCGGUGCUACCCACGCGCACUGCUGGUAACCAAGGCGCAGAAGCCCGGUAUCCCUUGUGGGCCAAAUGGCCUCGCCGGAUCCUGGCCGAGGAGACCGCCAACUUACAGCAGGUAAUGAGCAUCUUCCAAUUCUUGGUUCGACAGCCUGAUCUCUUCUAUGAUUCUCGCGAGCACUUCAUUCCCCUCAUUGUGCCCUCGCUCAUCAAAAUUGCGGGACCGAUUAAUGCCUCCAACGACAGCAAGAAACUGGCGCUGAAUCUCAUUGGCCUUAUCUGGCACUGGGAGGAGAAGCGAGCCCAGACCACAGAAAGCCACGGAAAUGUGCCUAAUGGAGCUAUCGAAUCGCCCAAUACCAAGAAGCGUAAGCUGGAAGAGGCCGAAGGAGCGUCUCAAUCACCUUCCCUGGGACCUCCUGCCUCUAAAGCCGACUAUUCUGUUCCCCCUGAGCUUCGUGGUGCGUUGAUUAAGUAUCUCAUCACGUUCAUCACCACCACCACAGAGCGCUUCUUGGUUCCUGCUGCCCAUAUCCGCCAAUUGCCCUCGUCCAAGCAGACGCCGCCCGUGCCUACUGGUGAAAUGAUCAACAAAGCCAUCGGUCUACUGAGAAAUCUUCUUUCGCCCGGAUACUGGGGAGACCUCGAUAUUGAUUUGUACCAGAAGGCCACUGAGCCUAUUUUGGCUGGAGAGAAGGCAGAUAAGCCUGAUGACAAGCAGACCACCUUCAUGAUCAAUGCUCUUCAGGUCUUGCGUGUUCUCAUUGCUGCAAAACCAGACGAGUGGAUUACAGCUCGCCUUCCGAUCAUCCAGAAGCUUCUUGAGAAGCCCUUGAAGUCGGACAACCCCGAAAUCCAGGAUUGUUUGCACGGCCUCGAAGAAGACAUGGAAAUUUCGCCGAAGCUGCCCCCUCCUGUUCGCCGUGUUCUUGAGGCUAUUCCCGAUGACCAGCCCGACGAUGAAGACGCUAUGGACACAGAAAGCACGCCUUCAGAGUUCGCGACUUACCUGUCGGCAAUUGCUACCGAGACGCUUUCAGCAAGCAACUACGUGUCCAGUCUGAACACCCUCUGGACGUUGUCCAAACUCAAACCUGCGGAGAUCGACACCCAUAUCCCUGCUGUCAUGAAGGCAUUCUCUCAAAAACUGGCCAAAGAACACGUCGCAGCGUCGACCACCCAAAAUGUCACCCAGAACGGUGGCCAGAACGGCCAGAACGGGCAAACACCAAAGCCUGCUGAGGGAGUCCCCGAUCAACAAGAAGUUGAGCUGGGCGUUGAUCUUAUUUCCAAGACAAUUGAAUUGAUUUCGGUCCGCAUGUCCCACCUCGGCGACCAGCGGCGUCCCUUCCUCAGCGUUCUGGCCUCAAUCGUGGAGCGUUCCCAGAACAUCAAGCUUUGCAGCAAGGUUUUGGGGAUGGCAGAGUCUUGGAUUUUCCACUCAACCGAGUCCUGGCCUACUCUGAAGGAAAAGACAGCAGUCCUUCACAAAAUGCUGCUGUUCGAGUCUCGACCUGAUCAGACAAUGCUCAAGAAGUUCCUCGAUUUGGUUAUUCGCAUCUACGAGGACCAAAAGAUAACUCGUACUGAAUUGACAGUCCGACUAGAGCACGCUUUCUUGAUCGGCACAAGAGCGCAGGAAGUUGAGAUGCGCAAUCGCUUCAUGGGCAUCUUCGAUAAGAGUCUGACUCGACUCGCCAGCUCACGCUUGAGCUAUGUUCUUACUUGCCAGAACUGGGAUACCCUUGCCGAUUCUUUCUGGCUGGCGCAGGCCUCGCAUUUAAUCCUUGGAUGCGUGGACAUGAACACGUCGGCUCGCCUCCAUUCCGACGAUUUUACACUCAUGCCCUUGUCGUUCUUGCUUUCCGGUGGCGAGAAGGAUCCGAGGAAAUCGGAUGUGAUGGUUGACAGCCAGUUGGAGACCUUUGUUGCUGAGCGCAAGCGUUUCAUGUCGGAUGUCGGUGACGUUCGGGUUCGUGACUUGAUCGAACCUCUUAUCCAACUCCAGCACACCGACUCCAGCGUGUCGUAUAAGCUGUGGACCACGCUCUUCCCUAUUUUCUGGUCAACACUAACCAAGGAAGAUCGCAUUGAUCUUGAAAAGGGCAUGGUCACAUUGCUCACGCGCGAGUACCACCAGAGACAGCUGGACAAGCGCCCGAACGUGGUACAAGCCCUUCUGGAGGGAGUUGUCCGGGCCCGUCCUCGCUUCAAGGUCCCUCCUCAUGUCAUGAAAUACCUCAGCCGUACUUACGAUGCCUGGUACACUGCUGCUACCUACCUUGAGGAAAGUGCUGUCAACCCUAUCAUCGACACAUCCACUGUGCGUGAGAGCAACCUUGAUGCACUGGUUGAAGUUUAUGCCGGCCUCCAAGAGGACGAUUUCUUCUACGGAACCUGGCGACGCCGUUGCCGGUUUGUCGAGACUAACGCGGCCCUUUCCUAUGAGCAACAGGGUAUGUGGGAUAAGUCUCAACAACUGUAUGAGAAUGCACAAAUCAAAGCUCGUUCAGGAGCCAUGCCGUUCUCGCAGGGCGAAUACUUUGUGUGGGAAGAUCACUGGCUCAUUUGCGCCCAGAAGCUCCAGCAGUGGGACAUCUUGAGUGACUUCGCCAAACACGAGAACUUGAAUGAUCUACUCUUGGAGUCUGCCUGGCGCAACAUCGAGAACUGGCAGAGCGAAGGCAACAGGGAACAGCUGGAGUCUCUGAUCAAGUCGGUCUCGGAUGCUCCUACACCGAGACGCACCUUCUUCCAGGCAUUCAUGGCUCUUUUGCAGUACCACGUGAAGAAGGAGAACAUGCAGGACUUCAACAGCGUCUGUGAUGAAUCUAUCCAGCUCUCGAUUCGCAAGUGGCUGCAACUGCCGAAGCGAAUUACCAAUGCCCACAUUCCCAUAUUGCAGCACUUCCAACUGUUGGUUGAAUUGCACGAUGCCAGUCACAUCUGUGGCAGCUUGGCCCAGACCAAUGAGCGGAACCUGGAUACCAAAUCAGCGGAACUGAAGCUUCUGCUUGGAACGUGGCGGGAUCGUUUGCCGAACCUUUGGGACGAUAUCAAUACGUGGCAGGACCUUGUUACCUGGCGCCAGCACAUUUUCCAGCUUAUCAACGGCACUUACCUUAGUCUGCUUCCCCCUCAGACCAACAAUGUGGCCAGCAACUCCUACGCCUACCGUGGAUACCACGAGACCGCCUGGAUCAUUAACCGCUUUGCCCACGUGGCACGAAAGCACCAGAUGCCCGAGGUGUGCAUCAAUCAGCUCAGUCGCAUCUACACGCUUCCGAACAUCGAAAUCCAGGAGGCGUUCCUUAAGCUGCGUGAGCAGGCCAAGUGCCACUACCAGAACCCCAAGGAGCUUAACAGUGGUUUGGAUGUAAUCAACAACACCAACCUCAACUACUUUGGCCCUCAACAAAAGGCGGAGUUCUAUACUCUGAAGGGAAUGUUCCUGGCCAAGCUGGACCAUGUCACCGAGGCCAACGAAGCAUUUGGUGUUGCUCUCUACUAUGAUCUGCGUCUCGCAAAGGCCUGGUCUGAGUGGGGACAGUACAGUGACCAGCGUUUCAAGGCAGACUCUUCCGACUACGAACUGGCUAGCAACGCCGUCAGCUGCUACCUGGAAGCUGCUGGUCUUUACAAGAGCGCCAAGUCGCGAAAGCUGCUCAGCCGUAUCUUGUGGCUUCUCAGUUUGGACAAUGAGGAGGGCCAGAUUGCGAAGGCCUUCGAAGACUUCAAGGGUGAUACUCCUGUCUGGUAUUGGAUUACCUUUAUUCCUCAGCUCUUGACUAGCCUAUCCCACCGCGAGGCUCGUCUGUGCAAGGCCGUUCUUGUGAAGAUUGCCAAGUUGUUCCCCCAGGCCCUCUUCUUCCUCCUGCGCACGAACCGGGAGGACAUGCUCAGUAUCAAGAAACAGCAUGAUCAGAAGCAAGAGAAGCUCAACCGUGCCAGACAACAGCAGCAGCAACAGCAGGGAUCUUCGCCUAGUUCGAAGCCUCCCGCAGGAGGCGAAGCAUCUCCAGCCCAGAAGCCCCCGACUAGCGCGCCAGCCCCCAGCGCCUCGCCAGCCGGUCAAAACACCAACUUGCCGACAAGCCAGUCUCCUGCCCCGAACCAGCAGGCGCCCAACCAAUCUCCUGCCCAGCAACAAAACCAGAUGCAAGCCUCACCGCACCAAGGAAAAGCCCAAAGUCCCAGUCAGGGACAAGCUGGUCAAACUCCUGCGCAGCAGAACCAUGGACAGCCUGGUCACCUUCAAGUUCCAGGACAGGGCACCCCUCAACAGCAGAACCAGCCUAACCCUUCGGAAUCAACCGAGAAGGAGCCGCUCAAGAAGCCCUGGGAAUACUCCGAUGAAAUCAUGUCCGGUCUCAAGACCGCUUUCCCGCUGCUUGCUCUGUCUAUGGAGACAAUGGUCGACCAAAUCCACAAGAACUUCAAGUGUCCCCCCGACGAGGAUGCAUACCGUCUUAUUGUUGCCCUUCUGAACGAUGGGCUGGCCUAUGUGGGUCGUAUGCCCCAAUCCUAUGCGCAGGAUACCAAGCUUCCGCCAGCCACUGAGGCCAAUAUCACCCGGUUCGCCGAGACAAUCCUUCCGGCGCAUAUCCGCAAGUCUUUUGAGGCGGACUUCGUAGUCAAGAAGCCUACAAUGUACGAGUACAUUCAGAAGCUGCGUCGCUGGCGUGACAAGUUUGAGGAGAAGCUGGAUCGCCGAACCCAGACCGGAUUCCUUGAGACCUACUCGCCACACCUGAGCGAAUUCCGGUUCCUCAAGUUCGAUGAGGUCGAGAUUCCUGGACAGUAUCUGCUUCACAAGGACAAGAACCAGGACUUUGUCCGCAUUGACCGCUUCUUGCCUGACGUGGACUUGGUUCGUGGCAUUGGUGUCUGCCACCGCCGUCUCAAGAUUCGUGGCCAUGACGGUAGCAUCCAUGCAUUCGCCGUACAGCACCCCGCCGCACGCCACUGCCGUCGCGAGGAGCGCAUCCUGCAGCUGUUCCGUAUCUUCAAUGGUCUGUUGGCCAAGCGGAAGGACAGCCGACGCCGUAACCUCUACUUCCAUCUUCCACUGAUGGUGCCAUUGGCGCCUCACAUUCGCUUGGUUCGCGACGAUUCGUCAUACAUCUCCAUGCAAGGCAUCUACGAGGACUACUGCAGACGGGUUGGUAUCAACAAGGACGAGCCAGUGCUCUUUACCAUGGAUCGCAUGCGUUCUCUGGCAGAGACAAAGCAAAAUCGCACGGCCGAUCAACAGCAGAUUCUUCGGACUGAGAUCCUGACCGCAAUCCAAGAUAAAUGGGUUCCCAGUACUGUGGUACUAGAGUACUUCCAGCAAACCUAUCCCAACUUCGCCGAUUUCUGGCUCUUCCGUCGACAGUUUGCGUACCAGUAUGCCGCAGUUGCGUUCAUGACCUAUGUGAUGCACAUUGGCAACCGCUACCCCAACAAGAUCUUGGUUUCUCGAUCGACGGGUGACAUCUGGGGAGCGGAGCUGAUCCCGACAAUCAAUCCGGCCAAGGCUAUCUUCUACAAUCCAGAGCAGGUUCCCUUCCGCUUCACCCCCAACAUCCAAACUCUGCUGGGCCCCAUUGCUACUGAAGGUCUGUUCGCUUGUGCCAUGAUGGCUAUUGCACGUUGCUUGACGGAGCCUCGUCACGAGCUAGAACAACAGCUUAGUGUUUUCGUGCGUGACGAGAUGAUGUUCUGGGCUACCGCUCAACACCGUGGUCAACUGCUCGUUCCUCAGCUCCGCGAAUUGGUCUACAACAACAGCGAGAUCAUUGUCAAUCGCGCCGUCAGCCUUGCCAGUCCGCCGGAGGGUAACCUGCCUGCCAACCAGACCUCGAUCGAUUUGAUCUCCCGGGCGGUUAACCCUCAACACUUGGCUUCCUGCGAUGCUUUGUGGAUGCCAUAUCUUUGA